Molecule: messenger RNA, 453 nt
Organism: Colletotrichum tamarilloi
Lineage: Eukaryota; Fungi; Ascomycota; Sordariomycetes; Glomerellales; Glomerellaceae
Exons: 1
Coding region: 1-453 (150 amino acids)
Source: RefSeq, a predicted model, not a curated record
AUGCGAGAAGCAAUCGUGAAGCUUGGUUCUUCAAAAAGGACCGUCCAGGCACUUCUGAGCCUGUUCUAUCAGCUUGGUCAGAACGGGAAAUUCUCAGAUAACCAGGUCUACUUCUUCCCAUACUACACCGACCUCGACCGCUUGAGCGAGUGGCGAUGCUACGUCAAUGAAGCCCACAUCGUCGCCAUCAGCCAGAGCAGGUUCUAUCAGCCAAAUCACGCCGGUAUCAUAGACGAGAUGCUGGGUAGGCUGGCAUCUCAAGCGCGGCACCUCUGGUCACGAAUCGCAUCUGAUCUGAACUUCAAGAGCUGCAUCCUAGAUGUCUACGCAGAGGUCCUCGAUCCCGAGUUCGAGAUCAAGCUCAUUGGGAUUAACCCCUGGGGAGCUCACUCCGGCUCAGGCAGUUUACUCUUUCACUGGCUCGAUGGCGCGGAAAUCCUUGAUCCUCAAUAG